Juglans microcarpa x Juglans regia is the source of this 1065-nucleotide messenger RNA. RefSeq lists its product as uncharacterized. Lineage: Eukaryota; Viridiplantae; Streptophyta; Magnoliopsida; Fagales; Juglandaceae. The transcript has 3 exons. The record is from RefSeq and is a predicted model, not a curated record. Bases 1 to 1065 code for a protein of 354 amino acids.
AUGACCACUGUUUGUUGCUUAUUGGCAGUCUUUGCCGCCAAACAUUGGGUCAUUCAUCAACUCGAUAUCAACAUUGCCUUUUUACACGGCGACCUUGAUGAAGAAGUCUACAUGACACCACCUCCUGGAUAUUGCAAAAAGGAAGAGACUCGUGUCUGUUUCCAUCAGUCUCAGGCCGAUUAUUCUUUAUUUACUCUUGUCAACUCUACCAGCAUUACCCUUGUUCUUGUUUAUGUUGAUGAUAUACUGGUUGCUCGUAACAAUAUCUCUCAGAUCGAGUUUUUCAAAGGACUCCUCUCCACCCAUUUCAAAACCAAAGACCUUGGUUCUUUGAAAUAUUUUAUCGGCCUUGAAGUUUCUUGCUCUCCCAAAGGCAUCUACCUCAACCAGUGCAAACAUGCUCUUGAUAUUCUUUCCGACAGUGGACAACUCAGUACCCACACUUCUCAUUUUCCUAUGGAACAACACUUGAAACUCAACAUUGAAGAUGGUAAUCUCCUCCCUGAUCCCUGCCCUUACAGAUGCUUAGUCGGCCGACUCAUCUAUUUGACUAUCACCCGACCUGACAUCGUCUAUGUAGUCAAUAUUCUUAGUCAAUUCAUGCAUGCUCCUCGGGUUGCUCACAUGACCACUGCUACUCGUGUUCUCCACUACAUCAAAAGCAACCCCGGUCAAGGCAUCUUCUUCUCUAGUAGUAUGCAUAUCACGGCAUACACUAAUGCUGAUUGGGCCAGCUGUCCCAUCACCUGUCGUUCUACUACCAGAUACUUCAUUCAAUUAGAGACUAGUCCAAUCUCAUGGCGUACAAAGAAACAGACUACAAUAGCAAGAUCUUCCGCUGAAGCAGAAUAUCGAGCCAUGGCCGUCACCACCUGUGAACUCACUUGGACUGGGGAUGCUAGCCUUAAAAAGCCACCUGUAGAAGUGGCGAUACAGCUAUUUCUGCCAUUUCCUAGUUUUGUGAAGAGAAUAUCAGACGUGUUAAAGGAUGAUGAAGUCAAGUCUUUCGAGUUGGUCGAUAGCGGCCUUAAGCAUAAACUAGAGUGCCAUGACCCAGCAAAAUAG